Messenger RNA from Diplodia corticola, 1389 nucleotides. RefSeq lists its product as uncharacterized. The record is from RefSeq and is a predicted model, not a curated record. Lineage: Eukaryota; Fungi; Ascomycota; Dothideomycetes; Botryosphaeriales; Botryosphaeriaceae. The coding region runs from base 1 to 1389 and encodes 462 amino acids. The transcript has a single exon.
AUGCUUCUCCCCGCGGCAUACCUCCUCUCCUUCUCGUCGAGCGUAGCACUCGCCGCCGUAUCGGUCUCCGACCCCGGCGACUCCGCCGACCUCGCGGCGGACGCCUCUGACAACGCCAUCAAAGCCGUCUACGACAUCGAAGCGAUCCUCUACCAGACCAACGACAUCGUCGGCCCAUACGAAUACGCCAACGGCAACGACACCACCCUCGACCACACGACCCUCGGCGUCGCCGCCAACGACACCUCCGUCAUCGUCGCGACCGAAGGCACGCACCUCAACCUCUCCCACGUCGACAUCACCAAGCACGGCUACUCCAGCAACCUCUACCAAGCCUCCUUCUACGGCCUCAACGCCGCCAUCAACAUCGCCAACGCCUCCACCGCCCACAUCGCCCACACAACCAUCACCACCCACAACGGCGCCGCCAACCUCUUCGCCUACGGCGCCGACACCGUCGCCCACAUCACCGCCUCCACCCUCUACUCCUCCGGCCCCGUCGCCCACGGCCUCUACGCCGCCGGCAACGCCACCAUCCUCGCGUCCGGCAUCGCCCACGCCAGCGGCGGCAACCGCUGUUCGUCCUUCGCCGGCGACAACCCCGCCGGCACCGUCAACGUCUCGUCCAGCGUCGCGCACACGUCGGGCGUCGGCUCCGCCCUCUUCUACGCCCUCGGCGCCGUCGCCGGCGUCGACGUCGUCGGCGUCGCCGAGAAGGCGCCCGCCCUCUUCGCUGAUGGCCCGCAGACGGCGUAUUUCGAGCGCGUGGCGUUCACGGCGGGGUUGUUGGCCGGGACGGUCGUGUUUUCGAGCGCGGAGAGGGGGGCGGAGGCGGCGCGCGUGGCGUUUGUCGAUUCGACGCUCAACGUGACGCAUCCGGACGCGCCGGGGUUGUGGUUCGGGAACGUUGUCGCGGUCGCGUCGCUGCGCGGGACGGAGGUGAAGACGGCGUCCGGGGUGCUGGUGGUGGCGAACAGUUCGCAGGUGACGCAGGAGUUUUCGUAUUUUGCGGGGGCGGAGGAGAACAGCGCGAUCUUGCCGGCGGUGGUGGAGGUCGGGGUGGCGGAGAGCGGGUUGGUGGGGGAUGUCGUCGUGUAUAAUGGGAGUAGGGUGGGGUGGGGGUUGAGCGAGCAUUCGACGUGGACGGGGAAGGUGGUGCUGGCGGGGGAGGGGGUGGAUGGGAGCGUGGAUGUGGCGCUGGAUGCGACGAGCAGGUGGGUUGUGACGGGGGAUUCGGUCGUGGGCAAUUUCACGGAUGAGGACGAGGGGCUGGCGAAUGUGGUGAGUGCCGGGUUUGCGGUGAGGUACGAUGCUUCUGCCGAGGGGAACGCGUGGCUAAAUGGGAGCACGUUUGCCCUGGAGGGUGGAGGGUCGUUGAUGCCGGUCUGA